CGAUUACAUCAAAUCUCCCAUCCCGUCCCGGUUCGACCGGUCGGAAGCUCUCCAACAGUCGAACGGCAGAACCCUGGACAGACGAAGGCUCUAGGGAGUAAGGAUCGAAGCUCUCUUUCAGCCCUUCUCUUCUCCACACCUUCCCCGUCCACUUUGCUCGGCACUCUGAUAAAGGAUGAGCUGGACACAGAAUAAUGUAUUCAAUUCCUCUGUGAAUCUCGGCACCCCUACUACGAGAAUCAGCAGAACAUGCUCUUUAUCUCAGGUUACCUUCGUUCGUAUGGCAGUGUUAUGUAUUUCUCCUGCUCAAAUACUACAGCAUCGAAAAAUGCAAAAUAUAGUUUGCAGUUUUCCGAAGUGCAAAUCAUGUGCUCCGACGUGCUUGUUUGGAGGAAAAAGAAACUCGAGAGAUGAAAACAAGGGUUUUUCAUGGGAUUCACUAAAGGAUGCUUUUAGAGGGUUGAGAAGGGAAAAAACAGUCCAAGAUAUGUUUCGAGAUCAGAUGCGGCAACAGGAAUUUGGCGGUGAUGGAAAUCCUCCUUGGAGCGGCGGCGGGGGCGGCAGCGGCGGCUCCGGUGACAUGGAAGAUGAAGGUUUUGCUGGAAUUUUAGAUGAGACGUUGCAAGUUGUUCUUGCCACUCUUGCCUUCAUAUUUGUGUAUAUUUACAUAAUCAAAGGUGCGGAACUAACCAUGCUCGCCCGAGACUACAUCAAAUAUCGUCUUGGCAGCGUGCCGAGCCUGAGACUGAAAAGAGUCAUGGAUAGAUGGAAGCGAGCUCUGGAUAAAGUUUCUUAUAUGACGGAGGAGAGCGAUGACUGGUUGAUACCAAGUAUUGUACUGACUCCUACCUGGUGGCACAGGCCUGAGGAAAUUGUGCGCCACAUGAAGAAGAAGAAGAGAGCUCAUAGACGCAACUGAAAUAUAGAGUAAGCUGCUGGCCUUCUUCUCCUAUUAAGUUGGUGAUUUCUUAUAUUCUUUCACUGCAAGUUUAAAUUUUCAACUCCAUGAAUGAAUUUAAGCCUGUUUUGAUGUAAUUUUGGUAUUUUAUGUAGAAUAACUCUGUUAUUUUUUGCUUUUAUAAGAGUUUUAUAUUUUAUCUAUAGGUGUAUAAUGUUGUGGUUAUAUGCUGGGCGAUUUGGUAACUGUGUAAAUUGUGAAAG
Messenger RNA from Phalaenopsis equestris, 1161 nucleotides. RefSeq lists its product as uncharacterized. The record is from RefSeq and is a predicted model, not a curated record. Gene Ontology annotation, cellular component: chloroplast. The transcript has 4 exons. Lineage: Eukaryota; Viridiplantae; Streptophyta; Magnoliopsida; Asparagales; Orchidaceae. Bases 176 to 919 code for a protein of 247 amino acids.